Messenger RNA from Linum trigynum, 2336 nucleotides. The record is from the annotation of a GenBank genome assembly. NCBI's taxonomy places the organism in Eukaryota, Viridiplantae, Streptophyta, Magnoliopsida, Malpighiales, Linaceae.
CUGACCCGGGAAUGGUUGAAAAACCAUUACUGCCUAGUGCCAUGAGUUUGAUAUGUUACAAGUGGAGGUGGAGAAAGCACGAAAAAGAAGCGAGUGCACAAGCAAUUAAUUGGGCCCAAAUCACUUUGUCUCGGGGAGGAGACGCAAUUGGUCCAGGAAGAGGAGUGAGACAUUAUAUUUUUGGGCUGAGGAAUUAUAUUUUUGGGCCCGAGAGACUAUUUUUGGGGUGAGUCAACGAGGGCUCGGUGGCUAUUAUUAAUUCUUGGGCCACGAAAAUUGGCCAGGGGACGGAACUAAUUUAGUGAGGGGGGAAUUCUUUUUGGUGAGGAGUAGCGGGGAGUGUUUUGGCCUUUGGGGGAUUGAAUUUUGUGGACGGCAGAAAAGAGUAACGGGAGCAAGAAGGGAUCGCGAGCGGCUCGAGCGCAGAGGAGAAUAAAAAUUUCCGAGUGCUACCGAACGCAAGCAGCAGAGCACAGUGCGACUUUCGAGCAGCGAUUGGAGCGGAUAACAGAGCCGAUUGGAGAGAAAAUCAGAAUUUGUGAUUUAUUUCAUAUCAGUAUUUUCUCUCCUUCUCGUUACAAGUUUUAUGAUGAUUAUGAACAUGAUUGUGUGUUUUAUUUUCGUCAUGAACUAAACCCCAAUUGCUGGGGGGAAACACCAUAGGAUGUAGCUAUUUCUAUACUUGAUGGAUUAAUUCGUAUUUCUUUUCCUCCAAUCUCUAUUGCAUGGAAUUGCUUACUGCUUUGUGUUGACUGGCCACCAAUACAUUGAUUUGUUGUUAAUUAGGUUAUUAGCGACAGUGAAACCCUAAUAACUAAACAUAUUUCAUGUGACAUAGUAACUUAUCGAAGCAACAGUGGAUUAAAUAAGAUGUUAUGUGGUCUUGAAUAGGAUAUCGAUCUUCAUGCUAAAUAAUUAAGUCAUUGAGCUACGACAGUAGGAUUUGAUUUAAUUGUUUAGUACGUAGUAAUUCCCGACAGGGAUAGCUAGCACAGUAGUGAUAUCCUGGCUGUAGAGAGUUGGAUAAAAUUGAUUGGAAUAUGUGAAUUAAUUUGGAUAUGAUAGGUAGUGAAUGCCGGUGUUUCUCCCAGAGCUUUCUCCAUUGAAUUUCUCCCGACCAUUUUAAUUUGCUUGUUUUGUUUAAUUAUUUUGUUAUUAGAUAAUAAUUUCAUCAACCAAACCAUUUUCACAUAUAGUUUGCUCCAUAGAAUUGAUAAAUCAUAAGGUUGUACUAGUCCGUGAGAGACGAUACCUGGACUUUCCGGUUUUACUACAAGAUAGGAAUUGAAGUAUCACGCUUUUGCCCUAUCAAGUUUUUGGCGCCGUUACCGGGGACUGCCAUACCUUAUUUUUGUUGAUUUUUGUGAGUGUAUUAUUUUGAUCUGUGUUCUAGUGUGCAGGUGAAUUUCAGGUUUAUCCUCCUUAUGCAUGCCUAGGAGGACGACUGGCGAUUUACUACCACUAGAUCCGGAGAUCGAGAAGACAUGCCGACAGAACAGGAAGCAGGUCAAGUUAGGGAAGCAGCCAACCACAACUACUAGGCCUUCCCUAACCCAGAGAGGGCAGGCUUCAUCACCUGUCGUCCCUACACCACCGACACCGACACCACCACCUCGUGACAUUGAGCCUGUCAUCAUGGCAGACGAGGAUCGUUCAAUUAGGGCUCGUUUGAAUCGACGGACUGGAGCUCGAGCUUCAAGUGUUGUCAUUCCGGCUGGGGAUGCAACCAUGGAGAUUACCCCAGCAUUUAUCAACAUGAUCACCAAUGGAUAUACUUUCUCAGGGGCUAGCACUGAGGAUCCUCAUGAACAUCUCCGCCGGUUCGCGAGCAUAUGUGAUACGAUGAAGAGCCCAACUGUGUCUAAUGAUGCAAUUCGUCUUCGGAUGUUCUCAUUCUCUCUGAUAGGGAAUUCAUCACACUGGUUUCAGAACUUAACACCACGUUCCAUCACGACAUGGGGCUCAGCUUGAAAAGGUCUUUUUGGAUAAAUACUUCCCACAUGCCUUAGCAAUGAAGAGGCAAUAAGAGAUUGUUACUUUUAAGCAGGCUGAUGAUGAGAGUCUGACUGAGACAUGGGAGCGCUAUAAGGGGCUAUUGAUGAGAUGCCCAAGCCAUGGUCUUGAAGAUUGGAACGUGAUCAUUAUUUUCUUCAAUGGAAUCAGAAGGGAGUUUCGGGAUGCCCUAAAUAAUGCUUCUCGAAAUGGUUUCAUAAGGAUGGAGGCUCCACCAGCAUAUGAACUGGUAGAGAAGAUCUAUUCAGAAGCCACUGAAUGGGGUAGUGAGACCAGUAUUUGAAGAAGAGGAGGCUUGCAUGAGAUAAACAGAGUUGCGAGUC